Messenger RNA from Fulvia fulva, 261 nucleotides. RefSeq lists its product as uncharacterized. The transcript has 5 exons. The record is from RefSeq and is a predicted model, not a curated record. NCBI's taxonomy places the organism in Eukaryota, Fungi, Ascomycota, Dothideomycetes, Mycosphaerellales, Mycosphaerellaceae. Bases 1 to 261 code for a protein of 86 amino acids.
AUGGGUGUGCCAUUCGAAGCUCUCCUCCCAUACGCUGUCUGUAUCGGGUUCUUUGGCUUGACUGGUGCGGGACUCUCGAAGAUCAGGCAUAUGCAAAAUGGUGGAAAGAGGGGUCGGCAUUCGGUGGAUCAAUGGGACAGACAAAUGAUGGACAGAGAUCGGAGACUUACAGGCUUCCUGAGAGGGCAGACAGACAAUGUCAGAGCUCCAGCAGGCUUUGAGUUGAGCAAUCCAUGGCGGAUCGAGAAAGGGAUCUACUAG